GUCUCCUGCUGGAAGGUAAAUAGCUCGUCUCAGCUAGCUGCAUUUCAUCACAGCUGCACAUCAGUAAAUGUCAACGCAUCCAUUCAUAAAUGACCGUUUGAAAAUGUAGUAUUUGGUUAUAUGUUUGCCUUCAACCAUCACCGCAAUCGAAAACUGCGAGGUUUUGACCGCUCUCAAAUGCCCCAGAAGUCAGAAGGUGGACCUGGUCCAUCUCUAAACGUGCAUAAUGUUGCCAAAGUAGUGGAACAGUCUUCAAAGGAAGAUUUUUCAUAGACUUUUAUGUCCAUUAACUUUAAUGCUUGUCUUCACCAUCAGUCUCUAGUUCCAAGAGCUAGUGUUUUGUUAGUGUCUCAGUAACAAUGCUGUUUUCUCUGCGAGAGCUGGUUCAAUGGCUGGGCUUUGCCACUUUCGAGCUGUUCCUCCACCUGGGUGCGCUGCUGGUCUUCAGCGUGUUGGUGGCACUGCACAUGGAUUUGGACAAGCAGACUUUGGACAUGAGCUGGUGGUUGGUCUUCUCGCCCUUGUUUGCCGCUGACGGCCUCAGCACCUACUUCACGGCCAUCGUAUCCAUCCGCCUCUAUCAGGAAGGAGAAAAGCGUCUGGCAGUGCUACGCUUGCUUUGGGUCCUGACCGUUCUCAGUCUCAAGCUGGUGUGCGAGGUGCUGCUUUGCCAGAAACUGGCUGAACAGGAUCAGGCACGUGACCUGUGGUUCGGUCUUAUCGUCUCCCCGCUGUUCAUCCUCCUACAACUGCUCAUGAUUCGUGCUUGUCGUGUAAAUUAAAGGACAAUCUGUAUGCCCAUAUGCCAAUGGAUGUAUUUAAAUCAGAUGGACUCCUGCAAACCAGGGGGGAGUGAAUCAUUGUAACAUCACUUUUUAUAUGUAUUCGGUUUCAUUAUUGAGUCAUGCAUGUGAACGUGGCGUAAUUGCAUCAUAUACAAUGCUAAAAGUAAUGUGUAAUUUUUGAUUGCUAUUGUCUUAAGUGCUUUAAAAGGUUUGAUCUGAAUUUUCUCAGAAUACUGUUUAUGUUACUUUAUCUGUGUUAAUACUUUGAUUGUUGUUUAUAAAAUUGUAAAUAAACAUUCAAACACUCAA
Triplophysa dalaica is the source of this 1094-nucleotide messenger RNA. RefSeq names its product transmembrane protein 203 (gene tmem203). The record is from RefSeq and is a predicted model, not a curated record. The coding region runs from base 360 to 782 and encodes 140 amino acids. Gene Ontology annotation, biological process: intracellular calcium ion homeostasis. The transcript is spliced from 2 exons. Gene Ontology annotation, cellular component: endoplasmic reticulum. NCBI's taxonomy places the organism in Eukaryota, Metazoa, Chordata, Actinopteri, Cypriniformes, Nemacheilidae.